Rodentolepis nana is the source of this 306-nucleotide messenger RNA. The record is from the annotation of a GenBank genome assembly. Lineage: Eukaryota; Metazoa; Platyhelminthes; Cestoda; Cyclophyllidea; Hymenolepididae.
CUGCACUCUUCCCUUGCAGUCAUUCCGAAGUCGUUGUUCAAAUCAGUUCGAACCACCAUUCAAAACCCAAUUGUCCAUAUUCUCUCUGAUGAUGCCGCGUGUAUAGCCUACAUUCGAUUGACUCAAUUUACGGACAAAACGGACGUGUUGUAUACUCAACAGACGGAGGAGACACGAGUCUGGGCACGUCGUCACGGCGUCUGGCAGAAUGUACAUGUCCAUCGAUCCUGUCUGAAUACUCCUGGUCAAUCGAAUAACCCCAGCGGGUCACUUAGUACUGCGGCAAGCAUAGCAUAUCCCCUAUAA